Ornithorhynchus anatinus (platypus) is the source of this 3103-nucleotide messenger RNA. RefSeq names its product G protein-coupled receptor 17 (gene GPR17). The record is from RefSeq and is a predicted model, not a curated record. Lineage: Eukaryota; Metazoa; Chordata; Mammalia; Monotremata; Ornithorhynchidae. The transcript is spliced from 4 exons. Gene Ontology annotation, molecular function: G protein-coupled receptor activity. Bases 765 to 1784 code for a protein of 339 amino acids. Gene Ontology annotation, biological process: phospholipase C-activating G protein-coupled receptor signaling pathway; positive regulation of Rho protein signal transduction. Gene Ontology annotation, cellular component: membrane.
GGCUGGGGGUUCAGAGAAACUUCAGAGAGAUUCCUGCCAUCGGGGGGAGGGGGGAAGCACAUUAGAAAUAUUCAUAAUUAUUAUAGCCGUGGAUCCCCCUCCGAACACGGAAUGAAGCCAGUCUUUCACUGUGAGCGUGGGCCAUCUCCCCUCCCUCUAAUGUAAGUCGAUAACGCGCCCUCAGAGCCAACGAGCGUCUUUAUAUACGAGGGCUCCGUCCCGGCCCCCUCACUGAGCCGGCAGCUGACCCUUCUGGACCAUCCCUCCGUUAUUCCCUUGGGAUCAACGUGUGGGUCUCUGCUUUUCCUUGAUUUGCAGGCAUCAGGGAGACCUUCCCCGACCUCCACUUCAGAGAACUCUCUCUUCCACCUGGACAGCUCAAGAGUCUCUCAACAAUUUGGAGAAUCCAGAGUUGGAAGAGACCGCCAAAGAUGAUCUACACAGAACUGCACCUAAGCUAUCCCAUAGUAGGUUUUGGAUCUUACGUGAUCCUACUCUUCGCACUGAAUUAAUAGCUCUGGCCUACAAGUUGGGUGACCUGGGAGACUGGCUCAUCUAGGGCUUCCACUGACAUAACUAGUGACCCCCAUCGUGUUCACACUCGUCGUUCCCCAAAAGUCAUCCUCUUCUCCACACUCCAGCCAAAGCCUUUGGGCCCCCCUUCAGCUCACUGCCAGCUCAGCUGAUCUACACUCGUUUCCAGAACCCUCCCUCUGGGGGACCUCUAACUGCUCUUCCUCACUGCUCCGACCUGGUGCCGAAGCAUGGAUGGACUGGCGGUGGAUCCCUCAAAUCUGUUCUUCAACACCUCCCUGGAAACCUCAGAACAAUGCGGCAAAGAAACGGCUCUGGAAAACAUUCUCUUUGCCUCUUUUUAUCUGCUGGACUUCAUCCUCGCCUUCGCGGGCAACACCCUUGCCCUCUGGCUCUUCAUCCGGGACCAAAAGUCGGGUACCCCCGCCAACAUUUUCCUGAUGCACCUCGCCGUCGCCGAUCUGUCCUUCGUGCUGGUACUCCCCACCCGACUGGUCUACCACUUUUCGGGAAACCACUGGCCGUUCGGGGAAAUCCCGUGCCGCCUGACCGGCUUCCUUUUCUACCUCAAUAUGUACGCCAGCAUCUACUUCCUCACCUGCAUUAGUGCGGACCGCUUCCUGGCCAUCGUGCAUCCCGUGAAGUCCAUCAAACUCCGCCGGCCCCUCUACGCCCACCUGGCCUGUGCCUUUCUCUGGGUUAUCGUGGCCGUGGCGAUGGCCCCGCUGCUGGUCAGCGUGCAGACGGCGGAGAUGAACUCCACCACCGUCUGCUUGCAGCUGUACCGGGAAAAGGCCUCCCGCCACGCUCUCGUGUCCUUGGCGGUGGCCUUCACCUUCCCGUUCGUCACCACCGUGACCUGCUACCUGCUGAUUAUCCGGAGUCUGCGGAGCGGCAGUCGGGUGGAGAAGCAUCUCAAGGACAAAGCCAUCAAGAUGAUCGUGAUGGUGCUGAUGAUCUUCCUGAUCUGCUUCGUGCCCUACCACGUCAACCGUUAUAUUUACGUCCUCCAUUACGACGGCACCCAGACGUCCUGUGAGACACAGCGUGUCCUGGCGCUCGGUAACCGCAUCACUUCCUGCCUCACGAGCCUCAACGGUGCCCUUGACCCCGUCAUGUAUUUUUUUGUGGCCGAGAAGUUCCGUGAGGCCUUGUGCAAUUUGCUUUGCGGCAGAAAGGUGGUGAGGCUCCCUCCGAGUUUCGAAGGGAAGACCAAUGAGAGUUCACUGAGUGCUAAGUCAGAACUGUGAAAACCAGGUACAGACCCAAGGUUUUGCCCAGAUUCACAGUCUCCUCCGGACAGGAGACUCGUUUUCCUGGGAAGAGACUUCUCUGAGCCAAAUGCACAUUACUGCUGGGCCAAGGAGGGGGAGUUUAACCUCCUUCCACAACCACGACCGGCAAAAGGCCUGAACUCUCAGCGGAUCACCAAGCACUAAUUCAGAUGCCUUUAACAAUGGCAUUACCGGCCUUGAGCCUGACAACUGAACUUUUGAAAAGGAGAGAUGGACAGAUGCAAUCAAGCUAGGACUUCUCCUUAAAGGAAGAAUCUUUUUUUUUAAUCCCCCUUUUAACUAAUUCUGUCGAACUGUACCCUCCCAACCGCUUAGUACAGUGCUCUGCACAUAAUACGUGCUCAAUAAAUACCACUGAUUGAUUUAACUCUGUUAGCGGUUAGCCUAGUGAUCUCAGCCCAAGAUAAAGUUUUUGUGAAAAUUACAGAACAAUGAAAGUCUUUCUUUACUAAAUGCUUACAGCUAAGGAGAAGAAAGGAAUUUAACUACUUUUGUAGAGGUUAAACAAGGAAGAGCCUGGAAAAUUGCUCAAGUGAGAGUUUGCCUUUACAUUUUUUUUGGAUUUUUGUUUUAUCAUUAAUAACUCUUGCUACAGCGUGUCGCUAACUUAAGCCUGGCUAACAUAGGGACGAGGCCUACGUUUGAUGGCUGAAUGUUGUGACUAGAUAUUAAAACAGACAAGGGUGAAAAGUCCUGAUGAGCACCUCGUGGAUGCAAUCCAAACCAAUAGGAGGUCUCAAAAACAUUUUCCGAGAUUUUUGAAAUGUGAAGGGUCAUUUUUUUUUAUUUGAAACCCACCUCUUUCUAAUCUGACUGAACAAUCAUCAAGAUUCUCAAACUGCUUUCCCGAAGACAGGCCACGUUAUUUUGGGAAAGGUAAAAAGAUGACUAGUAGUCAAAUUUAGAAGGCUGGGAGGGGAAAUAAACUAUUCGAUUGAUUGAUUUGCAUUAAUUACAGAAGCCUACAGUAGAAUUACACAGAUACGCACUUUUCACUCUAGGGAUACAAUUAUUGUGGGAUUAGGUGCUCUGCACACGGUAAGCGCUGAAUAAAUACGAUCUAGUGAAUGAAUCAACAUUAAUACAAACAAUCCUCCACUCUGUAACUCCUUCUUCCAGUUCUCAACGAUUCUCUUUAGAUUAUAAGCCUCAAGUCUGUCUAGAAGCACUCUUUGUCAGGGUGUGAACUGUUUUAUGAUUCACCCUUUUAUUACAGUUAUCUUGUUCUGUGUAGCUGCUUCUACGUAUCAUAAAAGUGAAUAGUUUAAAAAGAC